Messenger RNA from Adineta steineri, 1365 nucleotides. Lineage: Eukaryota; Metazoa; Rotifera; Eurotatoria; Adinetida; Adinetidae. The record is from the annotation of a GenBank genome assembly.
AUGGAUAGAUCAAGUAGUGUAUCUCGUAUAGCAACAGCUACAACACCACUUAUUGGAUCAGUCUAUGAUCGGACUUGGUCUUAUGUAGCAUUUGUUUGGCUUGGUCUAGGUACUGUUCUACCAUUUAAUUUUUUUAUAACAGCUGAUCCUUAUUUUCGUCAUAAAUUACAUGAUCAAUCUACACCUAAUAUAUCUAUGUCUCGUCUUGAAUUAUAUUAUGAAAAUUCCGUAACAAUAUGUGCAUCAUUUACAAAUUUAAUUACAGCUAUAUUAGUUACAUUUAUUUGUGUUCCAUAUAUACAUAAAUAUAGAAUAUAUACAUCAUUAUGUGGUAUAACAAUAUGUUUAUCUGUUUGUCUUUCAUUAACGUUUGUUAAUGUUAAAAAAUGGCGUGAAAUAUUUUUUGCAAUAACAAUGAUAUUAGUUAUGAUACAAAGUGUUUGUAGUACAACGUUACUCAAUUGCUUCUUUUCAUUAGCAUCAACAUUACCCAGUCGAUAUAUUCAAGGAUUUGUUUCUGGUCAAGCACUUGGUGGUGUUUUUGUUGUUACAUGUUCAAUAAUAUCAAUAUUAGUUUCUAGUAAUACAUCAACAUCUGCUUCAAUUUAUUUUCUUCUUGCAAUAUUAGUGAUAAUAUCAAAUAUAAUAGUAUAUUCUUUUCUUGAAAGAACGCAUUUAUUUCAAAUCUAUUCAUCGGCGGUACAAGAAAUUAACAAUGAACAUGAAGCAUUUUUUCAUGAAUCAUCAUCUUAUAAUGAUGAUGAUGGUAAUUCAUUUAAUAUAACAUCAUUAGUCGUACGUCAACGUUUAUCUAUAGCAUAUAAACAUGUAAAAUGGAAUUUUUUUGGAUUAUUUUUAACAUUUGUUUCAACAUUAUCAUUAUUUCCAGCAUAUUUAGCAAAAAUUCAACCAGCUUAUCCAUCAAUUAAUCAUUUAAAUCCAUUAUGGACUGUUCGAUUAUAUGCACAAGUAAUGACAUUUCUUUUAUUUUAUAUUGGUGAUACAUUUGGACGUAUAUUAUCAUCAAAAAUUAAUAAGCCAUCAAUGGAACAUCCACGUCUUUUAUUUUUUAUAUGUUUAGCAAGAUUUUUAUUUAUAAUUUUAUUUGGUUUUUGUCAUUUUCCAAAUACCAAUGGAUUUCCCUAUAUAUUUAAACAUGAUGCUAUUUAUGCUAUAUUGGUUUUAACUUUUGCUAUAUCACAUGGAUAUUGUAAUUCACUUAAUUUAAUGUAUGCACCACGACGAGUUCAUGCACAACUGAGUAGUACAGUUGGAGCACUUAUGACAAUGGCACUUACUAUGGGUACUUUUAUUGGUUCAAUAUUAUCCUAUGGUAUCGUAACUAUGUAUGGCGAUAGUACAUAA